Messenger RNA from Tilletiopsis washingtonensis, 384 nucleotides. Its product is annotated as putative ribonuclease T1. Bases 1 to 384 code for a protein of 127 amino acids. Gene Ontology annotation, molecular function: RNA nuclease activity; RNA binding. The record is from RefSeq and is a predicted model, not a curated record. The transcript is spliced from 2 exons. Lineage: Eukaryota; Fungi; Basidiomycota; Exobasidiomycetes; Entylomatales.
AUGAAGUACACGCUCUUCCUCGUCUCCGCCCUCUGCGCCCUCACGCUCGGCGCUCCGAUUGAGCGGCGCGCCACGCCCUCUUCCGUCUCGUGCGGCGGGCGCAGCUACUCGGCGUCGCAGAUCAAUGGCGCCAUCUCCAACGGCGUCAACGACCGUGCCUCCUCCUCGUCGUAUCCGCACAGGUACAACAACUACGAGGGCUUCGACUUUAGCGACCGCUGCUCCAGCACGAGCUUCCAGGAGUUCCCUCUCAAGAGCUCGCCUUACACCGGAGGCUCCCCCGGUCCCGACCGCGUCAUCUACGGCACCAACAGCGGCGCCUUCUGCGGCGCAAUCUACCACGCCUCGUCGUCGGACAACUCCUUUGUGCGCUGCAGCUACUAA